AUGCAACUUAAAAAGGCUUACUACAACCGGAAACCAGUAGAGAAGCCAGGGAAAAAUAGGGAAGCUGCAUCCAGCCAAGAAAUGGAGAACGCUUCUGCUGAAGAAGGCCAUGGCAGUAAACUGAAAACAGAAAUGAAGAGGGAAAAGCCAGACAUUAAAACAAUUUGCAGCCUCUUAAAAACUUCUUUCAGUCACAGAAGGAAGUGGAUCUGUAAACUUCAGGGUAAAGGAACGGUGAAGAAGAUCUUGGAGGAGUACCCAGGAUUCAAGAAUUGGCAACUGGUAAUAGUGAUUCAGCUGCAUGAGAUUGACCAACUGUGUACUGAAUGUAUUACUGUACUGAAUAUAAAGCUUUAUUUAAAAUAACCCAGUUCUAUAUUUCAUGAUAUAAAUUUCCUAUUGUCUUUUUGUAGCUCAUGAUAGAGACAUCAUUAAUAACUGAAACAAGACAAUACAAGGAGGCUUGGUUAAAAAUGCUUCCUAAGUUGGGUGACUAUGUAGAGGAGCAUGCCCAAGAUGUCUUGGAAGAAGAAAAUGUUGAAAACUUCAAAGAAAUUGGUGAAGGUAAG
Molecule: messenger RNA, 569 nt
Organism: Porites lobata
Lineage: Eukaryota; Metazoa; Cnidaria; Anthozoa; Scleractinia; Poritidae
Source: the annotation of a GenBank genome assembly